Messenger RNA from Mixia osmundae IAM 14324, 478 nucleotides. RefSeq lists its product as uncharacterized. NCBI's taxonomy places the organism in Eukaryota, Fungi, Basidiomycota, Mixiomycetes, Mixiales, Mixiaceae. The record is from RefSeq and is a predicted model, not a curated record. Bases 131 to 382 code for a protein of 83 amino acids. The transcript has 3 exons.
CCAUCGGACCUCUCUCAACCUCUCCAGCUACUGCUCAGGUUUCAUCAGGUGCAACCCUGCAGACCGACAGCUGCGCCUUCUGUUGCCCGCUUCGAACCGCACGCAAGAGUAAACCCCUUUUGCUCGCAGAAUGCUGGAGGCCAUAUUUGGCAUUUUGCUGCUGCUGCUGUCAGCAAUCGUUCCCGCACUUUGUCAGGACGGACACUUGCUAGGCAUCGAUCCCGACAUCGCAGAUGAGUUCAUCAUGCCAUACUACAAAAUUGAGACAAAGGUUGUGGCAGAAUGUGCAGGUCGUACGACGACGAUCACUCCCGCGUUCUUUGAGGUCGUCACCAUCUCAAAAGCGAAGCAGCAGCUCACACAGAAGCCUUUCAACUACUGAAUCUGCGGGGUAUAGAGCGAGACGAGCAGGGUCGGCCGACAAGAGGCAUUUGGAUCUACUUUGUCAAUGCUGACGGUCAGCCACAGCGCAACUGGA